AUGUACAACUGCUACAACCCUCAAGAAACAGCCGAGAUUGUGUCGCGGGCCGGCGUUGUGAAAGGCAACACACGUCUAGACAAGGUUUUCUUCAGCGGAGUUUCGGCUGGAUGUAUCCUAUCAUUCGCCUGCGCGACGGUGCUUAGCACCAACACGGCGCCCUGGUUUCAAGACAACGCCCCAGGCCUCAUCAGGACCAUCUCGGCCCUGGUGUUCCCCUACGGACUGUGUAUAAUUGUCCUGACCGGGGCGGAUCUGUGCACGGGGUCAUUCAUGUAUACCGCCAUGGCCGUGUAUCACCGCCGCCUCAGCAUCGCCAAGAUGUUGAUCCACUGGGCCGCCACGUUCUGGGGCAACCUUGCAGGCUCGCUGUUCAUAGUUGCUAUCAUCACUGGGUACGGCGGCACGUUUGACACAGCAGGGUUCACGAAGGAAGUACAGGCGUUUGCAAAGACGAAACAAGUCGCGGCACAAUGGCACCAGGUCUUCCUGCGUGGAAUCGGAGCCAAUUGGCUCGUGUGUUUGGCCUGUUAUCUGGGCAUGUCAGGUAGGGAGUAUUUUAGCAAGAUCAUGGGAAUCUGGUGGCCGACGUUCGCAUUCGUGUCGCUCGGCUUCGACCACGUGGUGGCGAACAUGUAUUUCAUUCCCAUCGCAAUCUGGCACGAUACGCCUGGCAUCAGUGUAGGGCUGUACAUUUGGAAAGGCGUCGUCCCUGCAGGCUUGGGGAACAUUGUCGGUGGAGCACUUUUUGUUGCGGCGUAUUAUUACUACCAGUACCUGCUUGGCCAAGAAUCAGUGUUGAUUGACGGCGUCCCGUUUGGCGGUGCUGGAGGCGGCAUGGCCGACCUCGGACGAAGGCCCGCCGGCGACGAGGAAACUUUACGAUCUUCUAGUCCUCCAGCUCGUGGUAGGAAGGAGGCUAACCAAGAGAUGAGUGGCUGCUGA
Messenger RNA from Exophiala spinifera, 945 nucleotides. RefSeq lists its product as uncharacterized. The record is from RefSeq and is a predicted model, not a curated record. Lineage: Eukaryota; Fungi; Ascomycota; Eurotiomycetes; Chaetothyriales; Herpotrichiellaceae. Gene Ontology annotation, cellular component: membrane. Gene Ontology annotation, molecular function: high-affinity secondary active nitrite transmembrane transporter activity. Gene Ontology annotation, biological process: transmembrane transport; nitrite transport. The transcript is spliced from 4 exons. Bases 1 to 945 code for a protein of 314 amino acids.